Messenger RNA from Adineta steineri, 420 nucleotides. NCBI's taxonomy places the organism in Eukaryota, Metazoa, Rotifera, Eurotatoria, Adinetida, Adinetidae. The record is from the annotation of a GenBank genome assembly.
AUGGAUAGCACUGGAGUUCAAGGCCUUAAAGGUAGUUGGGAUUAUCUUGAUGGUGAAAAUUUUGAUGAAUAUAUGAAAGAAAUUGGUGUAGGAUGGGCAAUGCGUUUGACUGCUAAAGGUGUUAAACCCCGUCUUAUUAUAAGUGAAGCUGGUGGUAAAUGGACUGUCAGAACAGAAAGUGCAAUUAAAACUCUUUCAUAUGAUUUUACACCUGGUGUUGAAUUCGAUGAAACAACAGCUGAUGGACGUGAAGUUAAAUCUACUAUUAAAUUUGAAGGCAAUAAAUGGGUACACACAACUAUCGAUAAAAAUGGUAAAAAAUCAGUUGUAACCCGUUAUGUCGAUGAUAAAGGUCAACAAAUGAUUGAUAUGGAAUCUGGCUCAGUUAAAGCACGUCGUUGGUACAAACGUGUUGAUUAG